Messenger RNA from Arachis ipaensis, 897 nucleotides. Lineage: Eukaryota; Viridiplantae; Streptophyta; Magnoliopsida; Fabales; Fabaceae. The record is from RefSeq and is a predicted model, not a curated record.
AUGGUUGAGUUCCAGCACGAUUGGCCACUUGCAUCAGCGUUGAUAGAGAGGUGGAGGCUUGAGUCCUACACGUUUCAUCCUCCAUGCGGGGAGAUGACUAUCACCCUACAAGACGUGGCCUAUCAGCUGAGACUCAGGAUCGACGGUGAUCCUGUGGGUGGAUGCAUAGAGGACAAACAAUCACAGACCAAGUGGACUGUGAAGCUCACUUGGUUCCACAACACGGUUUGUAGUGAGCUGGAGCAAGACACCACAGAGGAGCGCCUAAUGAGGUACACGAGAGGGUACAUCAUGCAGCUGAUAGGGGGUAUCCUAUUCCCAGAUGCAUCUGACUCUCGAGUGUACAUCAGGUGGCUCUCCCUACUGGUGGACCUUAACACGUAUGGCUGGUUAUCGUGGGGCUCGGCUGUGCUGGCAUGGCUAUACCGCCAGAUGUGCCAUGCCAUGGAGCAUGGUCAGUGCAAUUUGGGUGGGUGCGUCAGCUUACUGCUGUCCUGGGCCUAUCACCAUUUUUUGCUGUUACGGCCUGAUGGCUUUAAUACUCGUCGGUUUUCACUUAUCGAAAGGUGGAUUCAGUACUGGCCGGACAAUGCCAGAGGCGAGAGCAGGCUUAGGCAUUACAGGUGUACCCUGAAUGGGAUUGGGAUGCUGAAUGUUGAUUGGAUGUCGUAUGCUAACCCACAGCUGAUUGGUAAAGUUCCACCGGCGAUAGCUGAGGCAGAGGCCUUGGCGGCGCUUGUCUGUCUGCUGCUUUGCUUCGCUAUCAUCGAGUGGCAUCAGGUGGACGGGGUGGUACGUCAGUUCGGUGGCCUGCAGCACAUUCUGACCAGGCCACUGAACAUUGAUGAGAUGCACAGACUAGAUGGUCGGUUCGGGCGAGAUGAGUGGUUCCCGUAG